AUGAAGUAACUAAUCCUCGCAAUCUAUAAGUCGUAACCGUUAAAACCCUUUCCCCCCCACCUUCACAGCUUGACUCACUCAACUGCCACGCGCACGCACUCAGCUAUGGCACCCUACACAGUCCUCGUCGCCGUUUCACUCAGCCGCCGUUUAUUCAGACAAUCCCAUUUUGGCCACCGCCACCGCCGCUGCCUUCAUUCGGCGGUAGAGUAUCCUCUCUCUCACCCGAUUUACACAAUUUGGGCUUCCAACACUUCCCUCGGGAAAACCCUUGUCUCGGCCGGUCUCUCCAUGUCAUUCCUUUCCUCCUCUUCAGCACCAUUUUCUAAGAGGAGAUUUGUUUAUCUCAAGCCUAUUCAGACUGGGUUUCCUGAUGACUCUGAUUCAAGCUUUGUUUAUAGAAAAUUCUGCCAGUUUUACGUUUCCAAAUCACUGCCGUUUUCGGUUUUUGCUUCAAAUUCCGUUUUGAAAGCUUCCAUGCCGGCUGCGAAUGAAGUUCUAGGGAACGGUUUGCUAGCUGAAGGUGGUGAGUUUGGUUGUGGAUUGAAGAAUUUACAUUGGUAUGAGGAGAGGAAAUUGCAGGGGAGUGAGAGCAAUGGAGUAGAGCAGUUUCCAGUGUCGGAGGCUGUUUGUAAGACGCUGUAUGCGUGGAAAGAGGCCGUUUCACCUCAUUUAGCCGCGGAGAGGGAAGAAGCAAUGAUCAGUGAUUCUGAGGUUUUGGAUUUGUUGAGAAGAUGCUUAGAUAAUGAUACAGUAGGAAAUUCCGGUAGUACAGAAGAAGUGCAAGUCAUGAGUGUGAUUGAGACUGCUGGUGGCGUGGCCAGUCCUGGGCCGUCUGGAUCUCUUCAGUGUGAUCUAUAUCGCCCUUUCCGCCUCCCGGGUAUCCUAGUUGGGGAUGGACGAUUAGGUGGUAUUUCAGGAACUAUAUCUGCUUAUGAAAGUCUAAAGCUUCGAGGAUAUGAUAUUGCUGCUGUUGUUUUUGAAGACCAUGGCCUCAUGAAUGAGGUUCCGUUAUUAUCAUAUUUUCGAAACCGGGUGCCUGUACUAGUGCUUCCAUCUAUUCCAAAAGACAUGUCAGAUGAUCUGAUCUCCUGGUUCGACAAAUCUCAGACAGUUUUCACUUCUCUCAAGGAGAUAAUGCUCUCAAAUUUUCUGGAGAGGACCGAGAGAUUGCAUGAAAUGCCCCAGAAAUCAUGUGAUGCCUUCUGGUGGCCAUUCACCCAACACAAGCUUGUACCUGAGGAAAAGGUUACUGUCAUAGAUUCACGCUGUGGAGAGAACUUCUCUGUUCUCAAGAGUUCUGAUAUGAUUUCUCAACAAUUUGAUGCUUGUGCAAGUUGGUGGACACAGGGUCCUGAUGCUAACUUGCAGAUUGAACUUGCUAGAGAUAUGGGCUACACUGCUGCAAGGUAUGGGCAUGUAAUGUUUCCAGAGAAUGUAUAUGAGCCAGCCCUCAAAUUAGCUGAACUUUUGCUUGAAGGUGUAGGAAAAGGAUGGGCAUCUCGAGUGUACUUCUCUGACAAUGGGUCUACAGCAGUAGAAAUUGCUCUCAAAAUGGCAUUCCGCAAGUUCUUGUCCGAUCAUGAAAUGCUCUCGGAUCAUUUGAACUCUGAUGGAAAUGGAAAAUGCAUUGAUCUCAAGGUUUUAGCUCUUAGAGGAUCUUAUCAUGGUGAUACUCUAGGUGCUAUGGAAGCCCAGGCACCAUCCUCUUAUACUGGUUUUCUCCAGCAACCCUGGUAUAGUGGAAGGGGUCUCUUUCUAGAUCCACCAACAGUUGCUUUGUAUGAGGGCUCAUGGGAAGUUUCCCUCCCUCAGAAAAUGCAGUCUGUGAUUUCAGGUCAUGGAAGCUUGUCUUUCAGUUCACGUGAUGAAAUUUUCAAGAAAAGCCGAGAUGCUUCAGGUCUCGCAAGCCUUUACACUUCCUCUAUAUUACAAGAGUUGGAAUUGCUCUCAGAUUGUAAUGCGCUUUCCCACAUUGGAGCAUUGAUAGUUGAACCAGUGGUACAGGGUGCUGGUGGGAUGCAAAUGAUUGAUCCAUUGUAUCAGCGUACACUUGUUACGGAAUGCAAACGUCGAAAAAUUCCAGUGAUAUUUGAUGAGGUCUUCACAGGAUUCUGGCGCCUCGGAAGAGAGACUGCAGCUGAAAUGCUCUAUUGCGAGCCGGACAUUGCCUGUUUUGCAAAGCUGAUGACCGGUGGCAUCAUACCCUUGGCUGCUACAUUAGCUUCAGAGGCUACCUUUGAAGCAUUUACUGGAGAUUCUAAGCUCAAGGCUCUCCUGCACGGGCAUUCAUAUUCCGCUCAUGCCAUGGGGUGUGCGGCUGCUGUUAAAUCUAUCCAAUGGUUUAAGGACUGUAACACGAACAUGAAUCUGAUACCCGAAUCAAGAUUGCUUCAGGAUUUGUGGGAAGCGGAGCUAGUGGCGCGUAUAUCAUUUCUUCCGGCAGUCCAUAGAGUGGUAUCGCUGGGGACUCUCUGCGCCAUUGAAAUUCAAGCCGAAGGCUCCGAUGCUGGGUAUGCUUCGACGUAUGCAAGUUCUCUCCUGCAGACGCUCCGCGGAGACGGCAUCUACAUGCGGCCAUUGGGUAAUGUCAUCUACCUUAUGUGCGGGCCUUGCACGUCUCGGGACACGUGCCGUCGUCUCCUCGACAAAGUGUACGCCAGAAUUCACGAGUUCGGCCUACAGAAAGAAAAUCACGCAGCCUGUGCAGCGCGAGUUUAUUGAGGAUUUUUCAACAAUGCAUGGCUCUACUUUACUUACUACUGUUUUGACUUCAACACUCAAUGUUUUGGACCUAUUUCUUUGAGUUCAAAUGCGUAAGAUGGGUGUCGGUGAUUCGGAGAAA
Messenger RNA from Salvia miltiorrhiza (redroot sage), 2845 nucleotides. Its product is annotated as bifunctional dethiobiotin synthetase/7,8-diamino-pelargonic acid aminotransferase, mitochondrial. Gene Ontology annotation, molecular function: S-adenosyl-L-methionine:8-amino-7-oxononanoate transaminase activity; dethiobiotin synthase activity; pyridoxal phosphate binding. The record is from RefSeq and is a predicted model, not a curated record. Gene Ontology annotation, cellular component: mitochondrion. Gene Ontology annotation, biological process: biotin biosynthetic process. NCBI's taxonomy places the organism in Eukaryota, Viridiplantae, Streptophyta, Magnoliopsida, Lamiales, Lamiaceae. The transcript has 14 exons. Bases 106 to 2724 code for a protein of 872 amino acids.